AUGGCCCGUACCAAGCAAACCGCUCGGAAAUCGACUGGUGGCAAGGCGCCACGCAAACAACUGGCUACUAAGGCCGCUCGCAAGAGCGCACCAGCCACCGGAGGCGUGAAGAAGCCCCAUCGGUAUCGCCCCUGGAACUCUGCCUUUCAGCGUCUGGUGCGUGAAAUCGCUCAGGACUUCAAGACUGACCUGCGAUUCCAGAGCUCGGCAGUGAUGGCUCUGCAGGAAGCUAGCGAGGCCUAUCUGGUUGGCCUCUUUGAAGAUACCAACUUGUGCGCCAUUCAUGCCAAGCGUGUCACCAUCAUGCCCAAAGACAUCCAGUUGGCCCGUCGCAUUCGCGGCGAGCGUGCUUAA
Messenger RNA from Drosophila subpulchrella, 354 nucleotides. RefSeq names its product histone H3-like. The coding region runs from base 1 to 354 and encodes 117 amino acids. The transcript has 2 exons. The record is from RefSeq and is a predicted model, not a curated record. NCBI's taxonomy places the organism in Eukaryota, Metazoa, Arthropoda, Insecta, Diptera, Drosophilidae. Gene Ontology annotation, cellular component: nucleosome. Gene Ontology annotation, molecular function: structural constituent of chromatin; DNA binding; protein heterodimerization activity.